Molecule: messenger RNA, 1470 nt
Organism: Leptopilina heterotoma
Lineage: Eukaryota; Metazoa; Arthropoda; Insecta; Hymenoptera; Figitidae
Gene: ND-42
Product: NADH dehydrogenase [ubiquinone] 1 alpha subcomplex subunit 10, mitochondrial
Exons: 4
Coding region: 140-1321 (393 amino acids)
Biological process (GO): mitochondrial electron transport, NADH to ubiquinone
Cellular component (GO): cytoplasm
Source: RefSeq, a predicted model, not a curated record
UUCAGUUCACAGCUGCUUUCAUUAAAGAAAUAUAAACUUCUGCUAGCAAGUGAAUUUUUCAGAAAAUAUUGGAGUAAUGCUAGAUAUUAAUUAAUUGAUAUUAUUUGGCAUUUAUUUAGUUAAUAUUUGUUUAGAAAUAAUGGCGUCUGUUUUACGAACUGGCAUUUCUAAACUUCGAAACAGUACCUCGGGAUUAUGUAAGAUAUCGUCUACGAAAAAUGUACCAUUUAUUCAAGUCGCAUGUAUAAGUACACGAGAAGUGAGAAAAUUACGUGAACCACGUCCACCGCCUUUUCCCUAUGAGGAAAAAAAAUUUAAGCUUUGGAAUCAAUUGUUUGAUGACACAACUUUUCGUUUCGAUGAUAAUACAAAAUUUAUUGUCGUCGAGGGUCCACCAGCUAUAGGUAAAACUGAACUUUGUAAAAAAUUAGCUCACGAGCUGGAUAUGUUGUACGUUCCUCAAUCACAUUUAGACGAUUAUUAUGUGCGAAUGUACGAUUUCGAUUUGAAAACACUAGACGAUAAAAUGCCCGAAACAUGUAAAACUUGUGAUUUGCCGACUUUCUUGAAAAAUCCAACUCUAAGGAACGGCGCUAAAGUACAAGCGAGAUUUUUUAUGCUCAGAUUUCAAAAGACUUUACACAUUCUGACUCAUAUAAUGUCCACGGGUCAGGGAGUUGUCACUGAAAGAAGUGCUUGGUCCGAUCAAUGUUUUGCAAACGCAAUGAAUAGCAAUGGAUAUUUUUCCAAUGAAGCUCUUCAAAUGUAUAAUUCUGGUGUUACGGAAUCAUUUCAUGAAUUAAUGAGACCACAUUUAUGUAUUUAUUUGGAUGCACCGGUUAAUGUUGUUCUGGAUAAAAUUAAGAAGCGAAAUGCUCCAGGCGAAAAGGAUUCAAAAGUAUUGAAUGAAAAAUUCCUCACUGAUCUUGAACACAAUUACAAGUAUAAUUUCCUCAAGAAUAUGAGUGAACAUGCAAAUAUUUUAAUUUACGAUUAUUCAAAUGGUGGAGAUUUUGAAGUAAUUGUCGAAGAUAUUGAAGCUUUAGAUUUUGAAAUUGUUAAAAAUUCCAAGAAAUUCGAAGAUUGGGAUUUAGUAACUCAUGUUCAUUGGACCAAUAAAAGAAGAUUGUAUACUGAAAGGGAACAUAAUUUGCUUCGUUUGGCCAUGCCAAGAGAUAGUGUUGCAGUUGAAUGUAGAAUACCAGCUGGUGAUGCGGAAAUUCAAGCCGAUGUAUUAGAAAAAUAUGCUCCACGACAAUGUUGGGAUUCUACGUAUUUUCCAAUUAAAAAGAAUUACCUGGAGAGAAAAUUCUUACGUUAGAAUAAUUCAAAAAAGAAUUUUCUAGCCCAUCAAUAAAAUUAGGUUUGUAUUUAAAACAAAAAAGUUAUUUAAAAAAAAGAAUUAACCAUCAUAAAAAUUUACGUUAAAAUUAAAAUUUUGUUAAAAAUAAAAAUAAACUAAAAACAUAA